AUGAAGCUUUCCCGGCCCUGCUUGCUGCUGGUCUGCGUUGUGAUGGCUGCGCUGGGUCAACCAGGACCACCUGGACCUGGUGAAGGUCCCAGCCAGCCACCUGUGGCACACACACACACACCUGGCGCUGGGCCCAAUGCAGCGAACAACUUGGCUCAGGCGAUUUGGCUGUACUUGCAAGGAGGAUCGUCAGCAGGUGGUCCUCCUGGUGCCGCAAGUGGAUUGCCACCGCCUCCGCCAGCACCAGUUGGAAGUGCACCUGGAGCGUCUGGUUCAACAGAACCACCACCAUGGAGGCGGUCACACAGCCGCGUUCCUGCUCCUCCCGUUGCAGCCCCAGCGGAAGUUGAAGCAACUACCCCGGCAGUGGAGACUGCAGCUCCAUCUGGCACAGUGGUGGAAGUGCCGGAUAAUACGACCGGACCAACGCCCAAAGCUGCAUCAAAACGACCGCUCACACUGGAUCUUCGGCACUGCCGUGUGUGCCAGGAGACCGCGUACCAAGGAAAAGGCAUCUGCCUCAACACUGACUGUGAUCUCCACAAGGCCUGGAAGUACCCUCAGCAAAGUCGAAAGAAGCAGAACCGAGGAAAGAAAAGACCAAUUUGGUACGCACAUGCCACACAGAACAAGCAUGGCCAAAAGUGGCACGAGGACGACGAAGAAGAAUGGAACGACGAAGGCCACUGGACUUCAGCCGAUCCGUUGUGGAAGGGCGAUCGAUGGCAGGAUUGGCGGGACGAUGGUGGCCAUUCUGUAAAAAAGGAGCGCUUGCUGCUUGGGAGGGACGCGGGCUUGGGCGCCAUGAAUUGCCACGGCCGGCAAGAAGAAGAUCAAGGGACGAGUAGUGCUGCUGUCCAGGACUCGAGUUUGAUAGCGAGCUUGACCACCAGUGGCUGUCCAGGGGCUAGCACACAAGCAGUCGCCUUGAAUGGCGCCACGUGGACCCAGCACCUGGAGAAUGUCAGGGUCUUCAAAGAGCAAUGCGUUUCUCAGGAUGCUGUUCUGCUUUGCCCCGGCAAGAACAGCUUUGGCCAGGCUUACGAUGAGAAGUUGGCACUUGAGUCCUUGAAGAGGGAGGGCAAGUAUCUUUGUCUCAUGAACGCUUUGUGGCUUGAUCAAAGUUUCAGUGCCACGCCGCAAAUCCCAAUUUCCCAGGGAGCCAUCGACCAAGUGAAAGCACACUGGUUCUCUGAGCCCACUGGCUUAGAUCAGCAACAAGUCACUGCGGGUGUCUUGCAGCAAGAAGUUGACUCUAAGAAGAUGCCAGCCUUUGGCACUUGGAAGCGUCUCAGUGCUGAGGAGUCCGUCAUUGCCUUCUUCGAGGCCGCCGGUGCAGAAGCAAGGAAUGUGGAAGCAGGCGCUCAGGAUGACCAGCUGCAGAAGUGGUUGACUCACUGCCUGGCCUGCCCAGUGUUGAUCCGUGUAGUUGCAGACUCUCAAGAGAUGGAGUGGGUCGCCCAACAGUUGAGAGAGGACCAGACUCAACUUUCCUUCCUGGCCCGCACUCCUACGCAGAGGAUUUUCGACGUCAUGCAAAAGCGUGAGGCCAUGGGAGUGGCUUACACCCCAGAGGCACUGCUGGAUCUGUACGACAAGAAGCUCAAGUUGAGUGCCAAAUCGGAGAAACUGACGAAAGGAUUCCUGGGCCACGCUUCACUGGUCAUGAACAGAGCCUUGCGCCAUGACAGCAUUCUGAAAGUGAUCCUUGCCGAAGAGUCCACUGGAAAGAGCCUAUGGGACUCAGUCAGUAAGUUGCACGCCAUGGUUGCCAAGUCUUCUCGCUUUGAAGAGGUGUCCUGGCUCUUUGUCCACAUGCAUGAUGCAAAGAUCUGUGGUUACCUGGAUGGAGAAGUGUCAGUCCGCCAGCUGAAUGGUCAAGGUGCCACUGGCGGCAAGGGUUUGUGUGAUCUGGUCCUUUUCAAGAUGAGGUUCCGAGAUUACUUUGUGGGUGACUUCUUCCUUCUCACAGAAGCCAAAGAGAUGCCUGAGAAGUACCGCCAAGCUCUGAAAGACCUGUUUUCCUCCCACGAGAACUUGCGAGCGAAGGUGGGCUUCCCCAACUCUCCAGGUGACCUCUCAUGGAAAGCUGGAUGGACACGCUCUGCUGAUCACUGCUUGCAGCUGAUCCAGGAUUCGGUCUUCGGCACGGUCUUCGAUGACAACUUGAAAGCCGCCAUGGUCGCAGGCAAAGGCCCCCUGGAUACGUUGAACCUGGACACCAAGUUGGGCGAGCGCUUUGUUGAGUUCAAGAACUCGUUGCGCAAAGAGUUGGAUGAAGCUCGUGCUGAAGCAUCUGCAGCUGCCAGAGCAGAAGCACAGGAUGAGAAGGAAGAUGUAGAUGUGGCAGCAGGCAAGCCAGUCAGAAGCAUGGCUUACAAGGCUUUCCUGGCCGAUGUGCAGUCCAAGAUUGGUGAGAUCAAGAAGGAAGAAGUCUUGGAGCAGAUCCAGUUCUACGAAGAUAAGGCUCGCAACCUCAUGUCUUCCAACGUCCAGCUGUUUGUUUUCGAGCCUUCAGAGACUCAGCUGGGAGCAUACUUUGACAAAGCAGCUGCUUGUCAAGUGAGAGGAAGCGGAAGUCAGUGGGUGGGAGUCCUGCUUGACCCAGCCCAGUGGGGGGAGUCGGUGACGAAUCCCCACAUUAGGGUGUGUCCGCUCAACCAGGCAUACCUCAAAACUUUCCUUGCGCCAGUUGUCAAGUCCAGAGACCGGCAACAGUUGAGCUUGCACAACCGCGACUUGUUUUUCUACUUUGACUCCUUCUUGGCCGGAAACUUGAGCAAGGUCCUUGGUUCCUUUCAGACUCCUGCCGGAGACGCUUUGAGCAAGAGUUCCUUCACAGUUUUUGUCUCUUACGAUGAGGAAAGCUUGCGCCAACGCCGCCAGUACAUCAAGGCCAACUCAACGACGUUUCAGCAAGUUGAGCAGUUGACACUGGUGACUGCUGAGCCGUUUGGGGACGCCAUGACCAAGCAGAACCGCAAGCUCUACAAGGGCAGUAGCUUCGGCAACAAGAUUGGCGAUGUGAUGCUGGACAGCCCAAAGACGCUGUGGUCCAUGACCCUGAAGGACAAAGUGACUCUGUUUGGCAAGUACAGAGUGGCAGUUGGUGGACGCACUGCUGGAGAAGCAGAGAGUCAUCGCGGAGUCAGUACAAGGAAGAUGACUACUGAGGAGCCGGUGUUCUGGCACAGCCGUCCUGUGAACCUGUGCGUGGAGCUUUUGUGCAGCUACAACCUUGCAGCCAUGGUGGAUGCAGGAGCAGGAGAUGGCAACAUGGCAUUGGCUUGCGCUUUGUCUCGCUUGCCAUAUGUUGGCCUGUGCCUCACUGAAGAGCAUCAGACCCAGGUCCAGGAGCGCAUCGUGACAGAGAUCAUGCUGCGCAUGCUUUCUUCGGCCGAAACGGUGUACGAGCCCAAGUUGGCAGCAAGUUUGGGAGGAGAUCGCGCCAGCAGGUCGUCCCAGACAUCUGCCGCACCUGCGGCUACCACGGUGGGAGCGUCCACUGGCAGCACUCCCUCCAACCCUGUGCCAAGCAGUGGAAGUGGGAGCUCUGGCACAGCAGCAGCUGCAAAGUCUGCAGCUCGGAAAGUGCAGAAGAGACCUUCCUUGAAGGGAAGCAGGAGCAGAGCUGCCAAAGCUAAGACCACGUUGCUGCCUGCCCAGCCUGAAGUGCAACUCUUACCUGUGCAGCCUCCAAGUUCCGUGGCCGAAGUCACCUUGGCGUCUGACUGCUCUGGUCUUUGCACAGAAGGGCCGGCAGUGCGAGUCAACUUGCCACCCGCAGUCACCGUGAAGCACGUCUACACCUCUGAGAUUGAACCGAAGUUUAGGGCAUUCAUUACUCAGUUUGUUCAGCCCCAGCGAUUGGAGAACAAUAUGGAGAACACGCGAGAUCUUGAGCCUGUCUGGUUUGAUGUUGAUUUGUACACAGUCGGCAGCCCAUGUCAAUCUUGGAGUGUUGCUGGUGUGAAAGAAGGAGCAUCAGAUUGCAGAGGCGGUCUGAUGGCUUUCAUCCCUUACCAAAUCAAAAAGCAUAAGCCUCGCAGCUUUGUGGCUGAGAAUGUCAAAGGUCUCCUGAGCCUCUUUCCGAACGAGUUCAACUGGUUGAUUGAAACUUUGAGAGGCAUUGAACUUCCCAAUGGCCAGCCCUGUUACCAUGUGUACUGGAAAGUCCUGAACACCGAAGACUACGCCAUCCUGCAACACAGGGAGCGUGUGUACGUUGUAGGGAUCAGAAGGGACACACAGGUCCAUCACUUCCACUGGCCCGAAAACUUCAAACAGACACUCAGCUUGCAACAGCUUUUGGGCAACUGUGGCGCCAGUGAAAAGAGAAACUUGUCCCAUAUGACCCACGAUGGAGAUGGCAAUGCUUUGAGCAACACUGUCCGCAAGAACUUGCAGCAGUUUCAGAACUACCUGGAUCGGAACCCAGCCAAGCAACAUCGGGAUUUCAUUGUUGACGCAGGCGGUUCAAAGGCCAGUUGGAUGGAAGACAAGUGCCCUUGCCUCACCGCAAGCCGGUGCAAAGGGAAGCAUGGAUACUGGUGGCAUCAGGGUCAAAGAUUCUUGAAGCCAAGAGAUUUCUUGUUGCUCCAGGGAGUAUGGCGCUUGGCGCGGAACAUUUUCAUAGCACGUGGCAUCUUGUCAGCCUGUGUUUUAGCUCCCUCUCAGUCAGGCUUGAACCGACGCCGACGCAGUAGCAUGGCAGCACCUCGCCCUGCCAGUGCCUCGCCCCAGGGUGUCCUUGCGAAGGCUGAGUUGGAGCUGGGUAUCCAAGCCUUCCUGCAGAAGUGCGACCCAGGUCUGAAAGAAAAGGCAGGCUUCGAGCUUGAGAAUGCUCGUGAGUGUCUUCUUUUCAGCCGCCCUUUCUUUGCAGAGGAUAAGCUCAAGUCAGUGUCGCUUACCAAGGCAAUCUUGUUCUUGACCACUUUGCAGAAUGCACUGAAGUACCCGGAGACUGAACUCCAGGAUGUGCCAUGGAAAGCCGACAGCUACAACGGCAACGCGUUGGUUGAAUCCUUUCAAGAGAAAGUGGUAGCAUGCCCAGCUUUGAAGUCAAAGGCUGCCUUGGAAAAGAAAGCAGAUGAAGUGGAAAGCGCAGCCAAGUUCAUUGCACGUGCCCUGGAUACCAUCAAGGAGACCAUUCCCCAGACUGCGGCUUUGCAAGGCUCUGUUGUUUGUCUGGACGACUUGUAUGUGCACUUAGAGUUUCGAUUUGCAAAUAUGGAUCCUUGA
This is a messenger RNA of Cladocopium goreaui, 5241 nucleotides long. The record is from the annotation of a GenBank genome assembly. NCBI's taxonomy places the organism in Eukaryota, Dinophyceae, Suessiales, Symbiodiniaceae.